AAAAUACAACGCCGUCACGAAUAGCCGCUUAAUGCGUCGCACCAGAUUGAGAGAAGUAAAAGUCGACGAUUUUUAGUGGAAGUCUGCUCAACGGUAGUUUGUCGCAAUCCCGCACAAUAAUAAUAACAACGAUAAUAAUAACAAUAACAACGCGUGAAUCGGUGUGAAUGUAGCUCGGUUUGAAUCAACACAUGUGACUAUAUAGGGCUUCGUUGCUGCCCGGUGACUUCAUCAUCUGUGACCGCUCGCUUUUGAAUAUUCAUUGAAAAAGCAACGGGGGAGUUUCUCGAGGGUUUUUUACGACAGAAGCGCGUCCGUCCGUGCGGAGCGGUGGGAACGGCAGCAAGAUGGCGGCGCUGAAGGAGGAGCAGUGCUACGGACUGUCCUGUGGAAGAGUGAGCAACGGCAGCAAUGUCUCCGUCUUUCACGUUAAACUCACUGACAGCGCGCUGCGGGCGUUCGAGGGCUUCCAGAGCAGCAAGGUUCUGUCAUCACGGCCAUUGAUCAGAUUUAAUGGAAACCAAGGGAAAAUUUCAAUACCUCGGUCAGAAAAUUCCAGUGAACUGCAGUCGUUUACUUUCUACCUGUCGAAUGUGGGCAGAGACAACCCCCAGGGCAGCUUCGACUGCAUCCAGCAGUACAUCACGAGUGAAGGGAGCAUUCAGCUGGAUUGUUUGGGUGGGAUCCAGGACAAGAUUACAGUGUGUGCCACGGACGAGUCCUACCAGAAGGCCAGGGAAAACAUGGCCCAGGUCGAGGAGGAGACGCGCAGCCGGAGUGCCAUCGUCAUCAAGCCCGGGGGCAGAUUUGUAGGUAAGAAGGUUCAGAUCCGGAAACCGGCACCUGGCCUGUCGGACGUCGCCCCGCUGCGGAGGACGUCUCGGCCUGUCAUCAUCUCCAGCAGCACGAUAAAGAAGGGCACGCCUCAGCACAGGCCGCUCCGAGAGCGCCUCACGCACCUGCUGGCACUCAAGCCUUACAAGAAGGCCGAGCUGAUUCUGAGAUUGCAGAAAGAUGGCCUCUUGCCAUUGGACAAGGACUCCCUGGAUAGCUACCUGCAACAGGUGGCGAACCUGAAUGGGAAAGACAACACCUUCACAUUGAAGGACAUUUUGUAUAAGGAGAUUCAGAACGACUGGCCCGGCUACACGGAAGGAGACCAGCAGCUUCUCAAGAGAAUCAUGUUCAAGAAACAGAGCCAGAACAGCGCCGCCCCUCUGCUGGAGAGCCCGCCCAAAGAGCUGGCCGGCAGCUCGCCGUCUCAGAAACGACCUGCUGCCGACUUCAUCGACCCUCUCGCCAACAAAAAGCCGAGGAUAUCGCAUCUCGCCAGCAAGGCUGCAGCGGCCCCAGUCAACGGCAAGCUCAGCAACGGGCGAGGGGAGGCGGGCGGGGCUCCGGCGGGCGGGGCUCCGGCGGGCCUGGCGCUCUCCAUGUCGGACGCCGCCGUGACGUCCAGCUCGCAGCCGCUCCCGCUGCUCGACAUCCCCCGUCCCUUCGAAGCGCUGUCGGACGUCAGCAACGACUCCAGCCACAACGGGCGCGACUGCGACUCUCAGGAAACGGCGGCGUCCGAGCGGCUGGGCCAGCAGCCGACGCUGCUCUCGGGCCCGCCGCCCGGCGUCGCCGCCUCGCCGCCGCAGCUCCCCCCCGCGCACCCGGGCCCAGUUGUUCCCCGGGACAAGAGCCCGUCGUCUUUGCACAGCAAGUCCAGGAAGAAGUCCAAAAAGCAUAAAGACAAGGAGAAGGGCAAGGACAAGGCGAAAGAAAAGGCUCAAGAGAAGGAGAGGAAGAGUCGUGGGGAUCGAGUGCCUGAGCCCAAACAAGCCUGUGCGCUGAGUCCAGCCAGCCUCAAAAGUAUUCCAUACAAAAGCACAGAUCUGAACGGGGUGUGCAACAGUACCAGUAUUCCUACGUCGUCACCAGAGGUGGCGGGCUAUUUAUUGAAGUACACGGUGAUCGCCUCUCCGGAGCAGCGCCAAAGGUAUAAAAACGAUUUCAACGCAGAGUACAGCGAGUACCGGGGUCUGCACGCCCGGAUAGACGGCAUCACCCGGCAGUUCACUGUGCUCGACAACGAGCUGAAACAGCUCCAUCAAGGCACAGAGAAGUACAAGACAAUCCACAAUCAGAUACUUCAAGAGUAUCAUAAAAUAAAAAAAACUAAUCCAAACUAUAGCCAAGAGAAGAACCGCUGUGAAUAUCUACACAACAAACUGGCCUACAUAAAGAGACUCAUUGCCGAGUACGAUCAACAGCAACUUUAAGAGUAGUUUCUAGACAACGUUUCCCUGUUGUCUCUGGAAACCGGCCUGAUAAAGGAAAACUCUGGAUUCUGCCUGUGCGAGGGAAAAAAAACAAAAAAAAAGUGUUGACAUGAAAGAUGCCACAAAAGGAGUAUUGCCCCUCAGAGGAGCCAAAGGCUCUGAUGGAGACUCAAGCAGGACACACAUUAUUCUUUUCUUUUCUGUUUGUAGUUUCUUUUUGGAAGAUGGGGGUUGUGCCUCGAGGAGCCAGGUCUGUCCGUAGUCACAAAUACAUCCAGGAGAAAAAAGAAAAAAAAGCUUCUGCGUGGCUUUAUUUUUUAUUUUUCUCCACAGCCCAGCUUUGUAGUGCACAGAGGUCCGAACGAGUCAAACCUGGAAACUUUCCCACUCUCUUGAGCCUUUUCUUUCUUUUGCUGCUUUUGGAACUAGAUGUUUGAGACGGAGACGUAACCUCGGGACUGCGACGCCAAACGCAGCUCAUCCAUCGUCUACUGAAACCAUCAGUUAUUUCUCAGAUUUUUGUUUAUUAUUAUUAUUAUUAUUAUUUAUUUUUGACACUUAAUUUGCGGGGAUGAGUCUGUUUUACACUCCUCGGUAUCCGUACUUAAAAGCUGUGUCUCCUCCUUUUCUGUUGUCACACGUUGAAUGUCAGCCAGUAUUUUCAUUCAGAAGCUGCCUUGCCCGUUUCAUUGUCGAUCCGUUGGCGUUGAUUAUUAUUUCUCUUUUAAAGAGAAGCGGAUAUUUACUAUUGAUUAAAUCAAAGACGAUGCGUUUGAAUGCACACAGUCGUACGCAGGUUUGUGUGCUCAGCUUUUUUUUUUCUUUUCUGGAAAAUCAACCAAACCUGUGCAGAUGUCUUAAGGUUCCGUAGAUUUCCUUUUUAAAUCGCGGUCCUCGUCACACAGUGCUUCUCCAUCGGCCACGGCAGUUGGUCCUAACGUUCCUCAUCGCGUAUCGGCGGCGGAGAACUCCCUUUAGCUCAUAAUUGGUGGUUAUUCCAGUUUGGGUCCUUUUUUUUGUAGCAAUAGAUGAAUUCAAAGUGAUCGGAAGAGUGAAGUUCCAGCGCUCCUCUUCACCAUGUUUCAGAAAAUCCUCUAAUUGUAAGAUGAUGCAGACGAGGGAUGCAGAUCUUUAUUUUUUAUUUUUUUCUCCUCAUCCCUUAAAUGGACAUUUCAAUUUUAAUCCACCCUUUUCUUUAAAUGAAAAAAACAAAGAUUAUGUUCAGUUCGGUCUGCUCAUUGAGACGACUGUUAAGACGAAGCCAUCGUUGAUCAUCUCUCCGGGCCGAGGCCUCUCGGAGGAAGGCCGGCGUUCGCCUGCGACCAGUUUUUGCCUUUUUCAAAUGUGAUGUCAGACGUUCACCGCGGUUGACCUGAGAUUCCCCGGACCGGACCGGCCCGCCGCGCCGAGGCCCCCCCCCCCGCCUGUGUCGGGAGACUAAUCGGAGCCGGACGUAGCGGGUUUCUCCAAUAACCAUCUUCGUAUGUGAAUAUGGAAGAAUCAGCACUUUUUUUCUCCUGAUCUCGCUGUUACCUGGGGGGUGGUGUGUUGUCCAAAUGACACUUUUUUUUUUUUUCUCCCCCCUCUUUGUCCAUCAGAGUGCAUGCUUUAUGAAUGUGUUACAAGAAGUCUUUGUAUCUUUACUUAAAAAUAAAAUAAAUAAAUAAAAAAACUGCCCAAGGAUACGGAAAGCCAAGCAAAGUGCAACUGAAUUUAGUGCGUAAUCCAUUCGACGUGGCUCUGACCAGCAUGUAUACCAAAGUGCUUACUGAGUGGGACAAAGCGCUCUACCAAAUGACAAAGGAACACGUCGCCGUAGUUCUCACUUGGUCCGUCGAUGUCCCAACAGCCAGUGGAAGCUCUCCCAGUGUUUCCCCCCCCCCCGAGAAGUCGGAGAAGGCUCCUUUUUUCUGUGUUUCCAGCGUUAAGGCCCCGGAUGCUAUACGUCUCUCCUAAUGCAACACUACACUGAGCCCCCCCCCCCCCGCCCCUCCUCCUUCCACCACCACUAACUUUGUAAAGGUCACAUUCUCGGUACCAGAAUCGGCAUCGCCCAGUACUGCCACCUUUUUUGAACAAAGACACUUUUCGCUCACUUGUAUUUGUUUUCUAGAAACAUUCAGGCAUAAUUCCUGUAUGAGGCUUCUAUUGUGAUCGCACAUCCUCUGUGAAUGUGCUCAUCAGUGAACGCGUCCUCGCUCCGGCGCAGAGAGAGCAAGCGGUUUGAGACGUAACCACAUGCCAGCACACCAGUACCGUUGUAAGAGUUGAUUGUGCCAAAAUGACCUGUUGUAUAGGUGUUUUUUUUUUUUGUUUCUUUUUUUUUUUUGUUUUCUCCUGAGUAUAAACAUGCUGCUGUAUAAGCAAAGAGGGCUUUGGGGAAGAGUCAUGAAAUGUCAGCGCUAAAAUCCAAAGCACGCUUUUUGAAAACCAUGAGGGACUGGGACUGAAAAUUGAUCUUUGUUUCAAUAAAAUUCUUUGAAAUCCUUA
This is a messenger RNA of Pungitius pungitius (ninespine stickleback), 4757 nucleotides long. RefSeq names its product elongation factor RNA polymerase II (gene ell). Gene Ontology annotation, molecular function: cis-regulatory region sequence-specific DNA binding. The coding region runs from base 348 to 2267 and encodes 639 amino acids. Gene Ontology annotation, biological process: positive regulation of transcription elongation by RNA polymerase II; transcription elongation by RNA polymerase II; snRNA transcription by RNA polymerase II. Lineage: Eukaryota; Metazoa; Chordata; Actinopteri; Perciformes; Gasterosteidae. The transcript is spliced from 12 exons. The record is from RefSeq and is a predicted model, not a curated record. Gene Ontology annotation, cellular component: transcription elongation factor complex.